CGGGACGUAAUCGUCCACUCAACACUCUAAAUCCCAACAAACCCCUUCUACAUAAUCGUACAUUUAUUAGCAUCUGAAUCUCACUCGCACGAACGCACGCACAGAGAUGCGCUAGUUUUUUUUUCUUUCUUUCUUUUUAUUUAUAUUAUCUUAAGUAAGGUGAAGAGAGAGUUAUAAGUGGAUAUUGCACUUUGCCCAAGAAGCUUAUCUCUCCCAUCCCUCUUUCAUAUCUUAUCUAUUCCUUCCCUUCCUCAAUUACUCCUCACCCCCACCCCCCUGUGGGUCUUACCUUCCAAAUUUUCUAAAGAUCUCACCUUUAGAGAGAGAGAGAGAGAGAGAGAGAGAGAGAGAGAGAGAGAGAGAGAUUAUUGUAUUAUGAUAGGAUAAAUUAAAUAUUACUCCCAAUCAUGCAAUGACUGUUCGUACAAUUUCGUAUGGAGAUAAAAUACUAAAUUAAAUAAAAUAAGAGAGAAAAUAAUAAUAAUAAUAAAGUACGUACAGCAGAGCAACCUGCACUACAAGUGCACUUUAAAAAAUCACACUCACACAUUUAAUGAUCCAAGAAAGAUUAGUUCUUUCCCACUCUUAUAUAUAUAUAUAAAGAUUUCCUCACAUUUAUAUUUCAAACAUCACUCCCAUAACCUAGCUAAAUAAACACACACACACACAACACACCUACAAAGGGGGGAAAGGUAAUUGGAAGAAGAUGAACACUUGUACGAAGGGAAAGUUCAAUCUGAAAGCAUGCAUGAGAAAGUGGAGAAGAAUCAUACCUUGUAGCGCGUCUGAUUGCGACAAGUGCUGCGUGUGGCGGUACGCGCUGCACAAGGAGAAGGUCGUGCCGAACGAUGUGCCGAAGGGGCACCUGGUGGUUUAUGUGGGGCAAUUUCACAAACGGUUUGUGAUCAAGGUUAACUUGCUGAAGCACCCGCUUUUCCAGGCGCUGCUGGAUCAAGCGCAGGAGGUUUACGACUUCGCCGCCGCUGAUUCACGGCUGCGCAUCCCCUGCGACGAGAAUAUCUUCCUCAGCGUUGUUCAGUGCGCCAGAUCUCCGCCCGACCGGCGGCUCUCCGAUGUCUGGUGCUGCGUUUGACGUGUACGCUCGAUUCUGAAAAAAACUUGCGGGUGUGAGAUUGAUUAUUCGUUCUGAUUCAAAAAAUUAACUACCGAUUUGAAUUAAUUAGGAUGACUGUGUGUAAUUUUUU
This is a messenger RNA of Erythranthe guttata (spotted monkey flower), 1205 nucleotides long. RefSeq names its product SAUR-like auxin-responsive protein family. Gene Ontology annotation, biological process: response to auxin. Lineage: Eukaryota; Viridiplantae; Streptophyta; Magnoliopsida; Lamiales; Phrymaceae. The record is from RefSeq and is a predicted model, not a curated record.